Triticum turgidum subsp. durum (durum wheat) is the source of this 2619-nucleotide messenger RNA. The record is from the annotation of a GenBank genome assembly. Lineage: Eukaryota; Viridiplantae; Streptophyta; Magnoliopsida; Poales; Poaceae.
AUGGCUCCGUCCCCUCUCCUCCCCCUCCUCCUCCUCCUCGCCGCCGCCGUCGUCUGCCCCCUCGCCGCCGGGCAGCAGCGCAACGUCCAGACCCGCUUCCCCUCCACGCGCACCCCCGCAGUCGCCGUCCCGCCGCCGCCGAUCGUGCCCCCGUCGCCGUCCCCCACCGGCCCGGCCAUCCUGCCCCCGCAGUCCGCCUCCUCGUCGUCCUCCUCCACGAAGCGCAGCGACAUCGCCGUGGCCGUGGUGAGCACGGCGCUGAGCAGCUUCGCGCUCUGCGGCCUCGCCUUCUUCCUCUUCCUCCGCCACGGCAAGAAGAAGGAGCUGACGCACGCCGCCGGCGGGAACGGGCGCCAGGACGCCGCGCUCGCCGGCAAGCUGCCGGAGAGGGCGCCGAAGCGGCCGCCCCGCGGCGGCAUGGUGGACGAGAACGGGCUCGACGCGAUAUACUGGCGGGAGUUCGAGAAGGAGGGCGAGGGCGGCGGCAGGGGCAGGAAGCCCGCGGGGGGCUGGCGCCCGCCGCAGCCACCGCCCCGGCAGAGCCGCGCGGAGAGGUGGCCGGAGGCGCAGGCGUCGCCGGGCCCGUCCCCGCCGCGGCCGAGGAAGGGCAAGAUAGAUCAGGAACCGCUCAUUCCCAGGGGCUCCCUGGACUCCUCCUCCGCCGUGUUCGACGAGUCGCCGCGCCCGCCCAGCGCCAGCUCCAGCUCGUCCUUCUCCGUCGCUGCCCCCGAGGCCUACGCGCGGCCGGCGGCGGCGGCGAUCGCUGUCAGCUCUGUCCCCCGCCCGUCCCCGCCACCAGCCCCUGCCGCCCCACCAAGCGCAUCGGCAUCGGCAUCGCUGGCGCGGCCGCCAGGAAGAGGAAGCCCGCCACCACCACCGCCACCAAUGGCCACCACGUCGCCACCACAAGCUCCUAAAGGCCCACCGCCGCCACCAGCGCCUAAGGGCCCACCUCCUCCACCACCACCCGGAGGCAAGAAGGGAGGGCCGCCUCCGCCGCCUGCCUGGGCGUCGUCCUCGAGGCCACCGGCGGCCCCGGGCGGGCCAUCCGGGGCAGACGACCUGGCGAAGCUGAAGCCGCUGCAUUGGGACAAGGUCAACGUGGCGGCCACCGACCACUCCAUGGUGUGGGACAAGCUCACCGGCGGCUCAUUCAACUUGGAUGAAGGCACCAUCGAGGCCCUGUUCGGCACGGCGGCGGUGAACCGCAAGACGAAAUCCGCGGACGCCAAGGACUCCUCGAGCGGCCUCGGGCGCUCGACCUCGGAGGAGCAGAUAUUCCUGAUUGAGCCACGCAAGUCUCACAACAUCUCCAUCAUCCUCCGGUCCCUCACUGUGGGGCGGGACGAGAUCAUCGACGCGCUGCGUGAUGGCAACACCGAGCUCGGCACUGACGUCCUCGAGAAGCUGUCCAGGCUCAGCAUCUCCAAGGAGGAAGAGGCCACCAUCCUGAAGUUCUCUGGAAACCCCGACAGGCUUGCCCCCGCAGAGGCCUUCCUUCUCCGGCUCCUGCUCGACGUGCCCAACCCGUUUGCCCGUGUCAAUGCGCUGCUAUUCAAGGUAAACUACGCUUCUGAGAUUGCUGUGCUCAAGCAAUCGCUCCAGACUUUGGAGAUGGCAAGCCAGGAGCUGAGGACGAAGGGGCUCUUCUUUAAGCUGCUUGAGGCGGUGCUCAAGGCAGGGAACAGGAUGAAUGCCGGCACGGCGCGGGGGAACGCGCAGGCCUUCAACCUCACAGCACUGCGCAAACUCAAUGACGUGAAGAGCACUGAUGGAGGCACCACGCUGCUGCACUUUGUCAUCGAGGAAGUUGUGCGCGCAGAGGGGAAACGCCUUGCCAUCAACCGCAACUACACCAUCCGUCGCUCUGGUAGCCUCGCCAAGAGCAGCGUCGAUGGCGGAAUUUCAGCAGCUGGCUCCGCUGGCCAGGGGCCAUCACGCGAGGACAGGCAGAACGAGUACUUGAACCUAGGAUUGCCCAUUGUUGGAGGUCUCAGCAGUGAGUUUGCCAAUGUGAAGAAGGCUGCGACUGUGGACUAUGAUGUGACUGCCAAUGAAUGCGCAAUCUUAGGCAACCGACUCGCGGGCAUCAAGAAGCUCCUGGAGACCUGCGGGGACGAUGGAUUCUCAAGAGGGCUGAGAGGCUUUGUCAAUGCUGCGGAGCAAGAGCUGAAGGCACUGAGUGGAGUGCAGGAGAAAGUGCUUGAUCUGGUUCAACGGACAACGGAGUACUACCAUGCAGGUGCUACCAAGGACAGGAACGCGCAUCCCCUCCAGUUGUUCGUCAUUGUGAGGGACUUCCUGGGGAUGGUGGACCAGGCAUGUGUGGACAUCAAGAGAAGACUGCAGCAGCAAAAGAAGCCACCACCCCCAUCAUCACAGCCAACAUCGGCGGCGGCGGCCUCGACGGCCGCUAAGGGGCCAGCUGAAGCAGCUAAGGGGGCAGCUGAUGGUGCUAAGGCGGUAGCUGGUGGUACGGCGGCAGCACCACCGGCUCAGAAACCGCCACCAGAAGAAGCAGAUAGCAAAAGGAAGAGGGUCAUGCCAAGAUUCCCAAACUUGCCAGCGCACUUUAUGAAGGACGGCGCAGACUCUGAUUCAAGUAGUGAUGAGGAAUAG